UUCCCAUUAAGUCGAGGAUUGGGACAUCCAAGUUGACGGUAUCCGACGGUGAAGAGCAGCGCGAUAGCCGUUGGACGGUGUCAAUCAACGGCUACUCGUGGCAGCCGCUGGCCAGUCACUGUUAAGCCGUGUCGGGACCUGCUCGCUCGUCGAUAAGGCACUGUUACUGUUCCUGAAUUUCCAGACUUUUUUUUUAACCUGAUCCUUCUGAAUUCAAUGAGGUACUGGCAUUUUGUACCUUCACCUGGAUGUUUGGAGUCUUGCUUAGGUAGGGGUCCUAGCUUCCUCUUUCUCCUGAGUCCGCUGCAUUACAAACAAAUCUUUCGAUGACUAAAGGCCUGAUACUCUGGUCCUGCUGCUCCUGCUCCUGUGAGAAUAAAAAUGCUGUUCGAGUUGAGUUCUUUUUCCUGUGUCCAUCUGUUUUCGUUUUAGUUUUCCUCUGCCUUGUUCAAGCUGUUACUAGUUGAAUUACCUUGCUAUGGCUAAAAGGUUUGGUUAACCAGGCUAUCUACAUUGUUGAAGAACGAAAACCAACAAAGAAGGAAAAGAAGCAGAGAGCAAGAGGAAAGACAAUGGUGAACAGGAGGAUUCUCCUCCAGAACUCUUCGACAGACAUUGAAUCCGCGACGGGGAUAGCUCCUAGUAAUGGCACAAGUGAUGCGGGCGAUAGCAGCAGCAACAGGACCAGCAUUGCGAUAAUCAUCUCCAUUAUCACUUCGUCCCUGGCCCUCUUUGUUCUUCUCCUAGCGUUCGCUUACUUCUUCUACAUGAGGCACAAAUUGAAGACGAGAAGAACUUUCAGUGCAAAGGGAAGCAAAAACAGUAUGGACACUUACAUUCGCAGCGAACGAGAAGAGGUGUCGAAAGCACAAGUUUUCACCUACAAGCAGCUCCAGUCUGCAACCAACAACUUCAGCCCGUUAAACAAAAUUGGCCAUGGCGGUUUUGGACUGGUCUAUCGCGGGGUUUUACCGGACGGCAGACUUGCUGCAGUAAAGCUCAUGGACAGGCAAGGCAAACAAGGCGAACGAGAAUUCAGGGUCGAGGUGGAUAUGCUUACUCGUCUCCAUUCUCCAUACUUGCUGGAUUUAAUAGGAUACUGUGCAGACAAGGACUACAGGCUGCUCGUUUAUAGCUACAUGGCAAAUGGAAGCCUUCAGGAACAUCUGCAUUCCAAAGGAAAAAGCACUUUAGACUGGGGAACACGAAUCCUAGUAGCAUUUGAUGCUGCCAAGGGACUGGAAUACCUACACGAGUAUGUCAUUCCUCCAAUCAUCCACCGUGACUUCAAGAGCAGCAAUAUUCUUCUGGAUGAACACAACGAUGUCGUGCUGGCUGAUUUUGGCCUCGCAAAGACCGGGGCUGAUAAAAUUGCGGGCCAACCUUCUACACGAGUUCUUGGAACUCAGGGCUAUCUCGCACCCGAGUACGCCAUGACAGGCCACUUGACAACAAAGUCCGACGUAUACAGUUAUGGGAUUGUUCUCUUGGAGCUCAUAACUGGGAGGCUUCCAGUCGAUGCGAAGCGCCCUCCGGGACAAAACGUGCUCGUUAAUUGGGCUCUUCCACGGCUCACUGAUAGAGAAAAGCUGGCGCAAAUGGUGGAUCCAUAUCUUAGGAGUCAAUACAACAUGAAAGAGCUCGUCCAAGUUGCUGCAAUCGCUGCAAUGUGUGUUCAACCGGAGCCGGACUAUAGGCCUCUUAUCACAGACGUUGUCCAAUCACUGAUCCCUCUUGUGAGACAAAGACGUAUGGGAACUCCCAAGAGAUCGGUGAGCUCCCCGCGCUGCGUUUCUAGUUUGCUAAAAUCUCCGACAACACAAUCACCAGCUUUGAAAGCCAACAUCAAAACUCUGCAAUAGCCAAAGUAAGAAAGCAGUUUCAUUCUAUUUCUUGUGUAUCCAGGGCCGCCGUUGCAUCAAGAAACUCAUCAUAGCGUUGUGUAAGAAAAUUUGUGUUGCUUCUAACAGUGAUAUAAAUCGAAUAGACAGCCGGAUAUGCUCGCCAAUUUACUACCACUCGACGUAUGAGUAUGGAUUUUCUUUCCCCCUUGUCUUCACAGUGUAAAGGAAGGCCUCAUCUUCAUACAUAUGUAUCGUCCCUGUAAAGUCGGUAAGCUAGCUCAGAGAUUGAUUAAAUCGUGUUCUUCCAGCCAGGAGAAAGUUGCAAUCGUGGUUUGUGUGUGCUUUCAACACUUAACUUUAUAUGUUCAGACUUUUAGAACGCAACAAGACAACGACGUUGCCUAGACGACGGGCUCUCAGCAGCUUUUGGAGAACGCUGGACGGUGACAUUACGUUUCAAGAAUAAUACUUCCUAACACUUUUUCCCUCCCAGCUUUUCAAGCGUUCUAAAAGUCGUCAAAUCGACGAUGCAUCCACUGGUCACGGUCAUGGAGAUGGAUGCUUGGAGGGAGCUUCAGAGUCUCAAAUUCUGCGCCAGCCAGCCUUUACGACUCCAACAGGGAAAUUGACAAAAACAGAUGAAGCUGCAUGACUACUUUAAGGAAGACUCACUUGGUUCUCCGAUUACAGCACAAUAAGGCCACUUGCAGGAGGAAGCAGCUUCAAGGAAACGAGGUGAAGGUGCUUGCAACAGCUUUCGCUCGAGGUACCAACAAAAAGAAAAAGGGGAGGAAAGAAAGCUUUUGUUUGCGAUUUGAUUCUCAACUUCUUUUGGAGAGGCCAUUGACAAGUAAACGUUGAUCAGCGCGAAGGAUUCCAAAAUCCUCUCAAAAGCGGGGCAUGAUGAUGGAACAGCCUUGGCCGCAAGAAAGUAAUAAAAUAGAAAAGCCAGCAGCACAAACGUUCGACUUCGGCUGCUUCGAAUCUCUGCAAAGAUGGGGAAUCCAACCGACGGAUUGUACCGCUAAUAGCUGGCUUGCUUUUCUUAAAAAAGCUGGCCCCGGAUUCGGUCACGGACGGGUCUAGAACGAGAGCAAGCGAGAGAACAAGCAACACAACCACUGCAAAAAACAGGAGUGCGCCAUCCUUUUUUCUUCCGCAAUGAUUUCGUCGAGCACUGUUAAGCCGGAUCACGGACUGACAACAUGUGUAGAAGUUUCCGAGCUCUUCCUUCCCAGCGCGGCGAUGAUGAUUCAUGCUUACGGUGGCACCGCGCUGGGUUCGUUAGCCGGUCAAUGCGCUCGAUCAGUCAAAGCAAGCCAAAGCACCGCCAAAGAGCUCUCGCGCGGGAGCAGCGCACUCACAGCCCACAAUCCAAAUCGCUCCAUUCACACUAGUGCCCAGCGGUGACGCCACCGGCUCGUCAGCAGCUCGUCAACGCUUCCAUUGACCACGGUUGACUGACUGGCCAACGAGAGCUUCGCGCGCUCGUUGGUCCAGAAAAAGAAUUGACCGGCCGCAAGAACAAGAUCGGCUCUUUAAAAGAAAUGCCAGUCUUGCGGGGAUUCCCUUUCCAUUCU
Selaginella moellendorffii is the source of this 3424-nucleotide messenger RNA. RefSeq names its product probable serine/threonine-protein kinase PBL7. The transcript is spliced from 12 exons. Gene Ontology annotation, cellular component: nucleus. Gene Ontology annotation, molecular function: pseudouridine synthase activity; ATP binding; RNA binding. Bases 573 to 1862 code for a protein of 429 amino acids. The record is from RefSeq and is a predicted model, not a curated record. NCBI's taxonomy places the organism in Eukaryota, Viridiplantae, Streptophyta, Lycopodiopsida, Selaginellales, Selaginellaceae. Gene Ontology annotation, biological process: tRNA pseudouridine synthesis; protein phosphorylation; mRNA pseudouridine synthesis.